GACAGCAGCCGACAGCGUGGAGACUGCUGUGAUCAGGGGUAGAGGGCGCUUUUCGUGUUUCUUUUCGUAUUUUGCAUGAAUUUCUGCUUUACUUUGGUGAUCAACUGAUUUUGGAAUUUGUUCAGAGACUGAGGGUCUGUUGUCAUUGUUGUUUGAGGGAUUGUGGAUCUUGUUACGGUUCCUCAAUGGGAAAUUUGACUGGGAAUAACUGGUGAACGCUGAGGAGGUUGAUUGAUGCGGCUGCAUUAGGAGCUUGGGCGUUUUCGGACUUUAGACGUGUCAAACUUAUUUAUUUUCAAUACCCAUACGGGAUAAAAGUGUUUUGCUUCUCAGAGGAAUUUCUAGUGUCGUUUGAUCGUAAAGUGGCGGUACUUUUGGGCUUUUAUCCCCGAUAGCCGAGGAAUUCAAGAAAUUGUUUCGACUCAGGCAUAACCAAGCAGGUGUGGUGUGACUGAUCUGUUCUUUGAGAAAUCAAGAAUUGAGGAGGGAUUCGGAGAAUUCAGGGAUGGAGGAUACACAAGAGGAAACACAAUUUGUUGUCGAUGAUGUGAGCAAAAUCAUCAAGGAGGCGAUUGAGGUGUCAAUCGGUGGGGAUGCAUAUGCACAUAAUAAAGUUAGCCAGUGGACGUCGAACGUGGUUGAGGGGUGCCUAGCGAGCCUUACAAAAUUGCAAAAGCCUUAUAAAUAUAUUGUUACAUGUACAAUUAUGCAAAAAAAUGGAGCAGGCUUGCACACAGCGAGCUCAUGCUUUUGGGACAAUGCAACUGAUGGCAGUUGCACAGUACGUUGGGAGAACAAGACGAUGUACUGCAUCGUUUCCGUCUUUGGAUUAGCCAUUUAAACGUUUCUAGUCAGCUUCCAAUCAAGCCACUGACAUUAUUGGAGCUCUGCAGAGUUAAUGUUCAUUGAAUGGGAUGAAAAGUCGGGGUUUAUGGCGCUUCUGAAGGCUACUCUAUGUAAAAUAGAUGUAGAUAUUCCUCCCAUUUUUCGUCGUCAAUUCGAAAUUAUUUUACCCUAAUUAGUUCCCAAUCAAAUUCCUAGCGAUGCUGUCGUUUUGAAUAAAUUAUUCUGAUCUAAUUUAUAUUUGCUACACUUUUUGUACUAUUCAAUACUUUGAUUUGUGAGUAAUAAAAAAUAUAUUUAAUUUAAUUUCUCUCAUAUUCCAUUAGCAUAGGCAAGCUUAAUGUAGAGCAACUAUGGAAAAGGGGACUGAGGCCUUGGGAAAUAGACAUGUGCCUCUGCCUUGGUCAGAAUCUGAAGAUUAUUCUUGUAAACGUGAAUUGAAAAUCUUUAUUUUAUUCUUCCUUUUUAUAUCACAAAUAUAUGUAUAAUGAUGUCAUUGUUCUGUAUUUUCAUCUAAUCAUUAAUACUGUUUCUUAAGAAUUAAAUGGAAAAUAAAAAGAUUGAAAUUUA
Molecule: messenger RNA, 1413 nt
Organism: Diachasma alloeum
Lineage: Eukaryota; Metazoa; Arthropoda; Insecta; Hymenoptera; Braconidae
Gene: Dlc90F
Product: dynein light chain Tctex-type
Exons: 3
Coding region: 506-841 (111 amino acids)
Biological process (GO): microtubule-based movement
Cellular component (GO): cytoplasmic dynein complex; cytoplasm
Molecular function (GO): dynein intermediate chain binding
Source: RefSeq, a predicted model, not a curated record